AUGUAUGCGAUAUCAUUGAGAGAAGUCUUGGAACGAUAUCUCUUUUCUCGAGCUCUCAAAGUCAGCCUGCUGCCUGUUCUAUUGACAAUAAGUUACAAGCUGUUGGUCAAUACAACGGUGAGAGAAAAGAGUAGCAAUUGUCCUCAAGCCAAGAAAGAAUAUCAGACACUCCAAGCACGCUGUGAGGAACACGACCGCUCCCUGCCUGCCUAUCCACAACCGUCCCUAUCGGACGUCAAGCAGGAGAUCAUCCGCCUCUCCUCGAUAUUAGAAGACCCAGAAUCGCACUCCGCCCUCCAGCAAGCUCUCCAACUCCCAGACCACGCCCUGGAGGCCGCCUACGAAGCAGAACUCAGCUCAUGGACGUCCCGCGGCGCAACAAAUUGGACAACGGAGAAGAAACGACUCGGGCUCCUGAAACCACGCAAGCCCCUGUCAACGCAGUGCCUGGCUACCACUCUACCUAAGUCUGGGAAAGAUCUCCUAUCGACCGCGGCCAGCCUCAUGCAUGCCAUUGGUGUGAUUGUUACCUCGCCGUGGAUCAUACGCACGAUCGGGACCGACGGCAAACAGAAACAGUUUGAGACGAAACAGUUAGCUGAGGUCUUUGCAACAAACAGAGUCCCGGGUACAGGCAUUGAUAGCGUUCGGACCUUUCCUGAGUCGCGGCAUGUCGUGGUCUGGGUGCGAUCGCGUCCGUAUAGGGUCGAGAUUAUCGAUACGCAGGGCCAGCCAGUCUCUGAACGGUCGCUGACUGCAGUUCUCCAACGGAUCCUGGAGCACUCGUCUUCAGACAAGAUCCAGCGAGCAAACAUAGCGUCGCUGUCGACAUCGCUUGACAGGGAUACCUGGGCGCAGGCACGAGAGGACAUCAUGCGUUCAGACGGCCCGUCAAUGCAGACCCUGGAGAGCGCGAUUUCAUCAAUUGCACUUGAAUUGGGACCGGUUUGCACCGAAGCUGAGCGCUUCCAUAUGACCAUGGCUGAUACAGGCAAUGUGUACAGCGACAAGACCAUGAGCUGGUCUGUUUUCGCCGACGGCGGCCUUUCAGCGCGCGUCGACCAUUCCGUUGCAGAUGGGGGGUUCUUCGGCCGUCUACUGGAGGUCUUCAUGGCCGUGAUGGCAAGAAGCUCGCAAAGGACAAUCCUGGGGAGGUUUCUGGGGCUCCUUGACUGGUCGUCGCAGCCCACCAUUCCUGCUGCCUCUGGUCUGGAAAUCACCUUUCAUACAGUCGACACAGCACGCCCCGACCUCAGCCUGGCCUACCAGCCGCAGUACAAGAAGCAGGUAUCCUUCUUUGAGAUUACAUUAAACCCAAACGCAUUAUCCCACCUCCGCAAGACCAAGCUCCUCAACCUCACAGUCCAACUGGCCUUCCAAGCAUCCCUGAUCCAAGCCCUAGAAACCACAAAGCUGCUCAUCCUCGAGCCCACCUCCGUACGCCAGUUCGCAGACGGCAGGUCAGACCCCAACUUCGUCAUAACCAGCGAAUCCAUCGCAUUCUGCAAAGCUCUAGCCUUCGCCCAGCAAGACCAUACCGCCCUCCUCCCCCUCUUCAAGAACGCAACGACCCGCUACCUCGCUCUCCAAAACCAGGCUAAAGCAGGGAGCUCGAUAUCAGCGGGGAUCGCCUUCCUAGGUGCUGGACUGCGCUCUGUUACCCCGUCAGCAGAGACUCCGUCAGCAGAGAGGAUCGUUCUUGCACGCUCGCUCGGCAAGAUCAGUAACCCUAUCUACUUCACCGGGUCGCCGAGUGCGCCGGCGCAUGAGUACUUCGAGGCGUAUAUUUUCGCGGACGAUCAGUUGGCGCUGGUCUAUGUGGGGCAGAGCGAACGGCUGCUGGUUUCGAUUGCGGCGUCUGGGAAGUUUAGGGCUUUGUUGCCCAGGGUUCGUGAGUUGAUGGUUGAUUAUCUGGGUGUUGUUGCGAGGGUUGCUGGACUGGCUGGGGAGGGCGAGGCCUGA
Messenger RNA from Aspergillus mulundensis, 1962 nucleotides. RefSeq lists its product as uncharacterized. The transcript is spliced from 2 exons. The record is from RefSeq and is a predicted model, not a curated record. The coding region runs from base 1 to 1962 and encodes 653 amino acids. Gene Ontology annotation, molecular function: acyltransferase activity. NCBI's taxonomy places the organism in Eukaryota, Fungi, Ascomycota, Eurotiomycetes, Eurotiales, Aspergillaceae.